GCCGCCGACGAGGUAGCAGUCGUCCGCCGCGUCGACUCGCCGCACAUCGUCCGGUGCCACUCGGUCCUCCCGACGGCGUCCGGCGACUCCGCCUUGCUCCUCGAGCUGAUGGACGGCGGCUCGCUCGACUCGCUCGUCAGCGGUGGCUUCCCGGAGGCGGCGCUGGCGGAGGUGGCUGCGCAGGCGCUCUCCGGCCUGGCAUACCUCCGCACUCGCCGCGUCGUCCACCGCGAUAUGAAGCCGGCCAACCUCCUGGUCAGCAGGACCGGGCAGGUCAAGAUUGCCGACUUCGGCAUCGCCGAGGUCGUCUCCCGCGCCGGCAGCCACCGUGCGGCAUACGAGGGCACCGCCGCGUACAUGAGCCCGGAGCGCUUCGGCACGGAGCGGCCGAACGACGGCGAGGAGGAGGUCCGUGUCGACCCCUAUGCCGCCGACGUUUGGGGCCUGGGCUUGAUCGUCUUGGAGCUCUUGAUGGGCCGGUACCCGCUGCUCCCAGCUGGGAAGAAGCCGACCUUUCCGGCGCUUAUGUGGGCCAUCUGCUUCGGCGAGCUGCCGGCAAUUCCCGACGGCGCGGCGUCGCCGGCUCUCCGGGAUUUCGUGGCCGCCUGUCUGCACAAGGACCAACGGAAGCGGGCUACCGUUGCGGACCUCCUUGCGCACCCAUUCGUCACCGGAAGAGACAUGGCAGCGUCGAGGCGUGCGCUCUGCCAAGUGAUCGAGCAGCGGUGUCGAUAAGGAUUAGGCUGUCGUGUAGUCAAAAUGUAGGUAGUUGCAUAUACUUUGGACUCUGGAAUGGACGGUCUGGUUAUGAAAUAGAUUGGGUUUUUU
Lolium perenne is the source of this 828-nucleotide messenger RNA. RefSeq names its product mitogen-activated protein kinase kinase 9-like. The record is from RefSeq and is a predicted model, not a curated record. Gene Ontology annotation, biological process: protein phosphorylation; MAPK cascade. Lineage: Eukaryota; Viridiplantae; Streptophyta; Magnoliopsida; Poales; Poaceae. Gene Ontology annotation, molecular function: ATP binding; MAP kinase kinase activity.